AUGUCCAGUAAUUAUUCUAUCCAGUUCGAAGGGUCAAGACCAGCGACGGCCUCAAGGAGGCAGUCGUUUACCGGAAGUAUGACCGACUCCAUUCGUUUCGCACAGUCACAGACAUCUCUUGGUCGUCCGUCCGCUCUUCGGCCGACGACCAUGAAGAUUGAUGAAAACAAACGCUACCGUGCAAUCAUCAAACAUCUCCAUGCCAAAGCUUGUUCGAUGCGAUGGAUGACAUCAGAACCCUCAUAUCCAGCAACAUGCGAAGGCGUUCUCAUCCGGAAAGGUGCAGGGGAGUAUGUUACAGAGCCACGGACAACUGAUCAGCUUCUUCUCCAUGCAGUGCAACGGAUCAACCCUGGUGUUGCCUUAACGAUGUCUACCGACGGUACACAAGCAAUCUUCGAUGUCCUUGAACCGUUUGAGACCGAGUUGAUGUUCCAAAAUGGAUCUCAGAUUCAAAUCUUUGACUCCAUGGCCGAUGUCACUGCCUGUUCUACAAUCAAGAAAUUUCAGUAUGCCGCUCUUAUUCGACAAGAGCGGCUUCUGCUUGUAUGGCACGACGACCUUGGAGCCAUUUUGUCUCAAGCCAUGGAGAUCGAAUCGAGGAUAUUGGCUCUCGUAUGGGGGACCUCCAAGUCUCCUUUCAGUGGCUUUGAUAGCGCUAUACAGUCAAGCGCAAAUUCUACCAUGGGCUCCAGUGUCGACUUUGAUGUCUCGAAGGAAAAGGAUGUUGAUGUCAAUGCCGAAGAGGUUGAUGUUGACGCCGAGAAAGCUGAAGGACCCAAAGAGUCACUCGCACGACCACUCAUCUUCACAAGUUCCAUCUUCGUUGGCUUAGCCAUGGUGCUAAUAAUAAUCCUGGUGUUUGGGCUUGGCAACCGUCAACUGAUUCUUCAGACCAUGACCGAUCAUUUUUAUCCUCGUCUACUUCUAGUCCUUACGGAACCAAUCUGGGUGGCCUUGGGUCUCUUCUUCGUCGUCGUUGUUUUUGGUAACUUGUUUGAAGUCAUCGGGCCCAUUGGAGGUGUCAAGUCAAACAGUCGUUUCCACAGCGCGAUCAAGCCCAACUUGGCGCAGGCACGUUCUCUCGGGUUCACACCAGCACCAAUUACGAUUCAAAUGCCCAUCUACACAGAGUCGCUAGAAGGUGUUGUCAAGCCCACUGUCGCCAGUUUGCAAGCAGCUAUCUCGUAUUAUGAAUCGCGCGGUGGUACAGCACGUAUAUUCAUGAACGAUGAUGGCAUGGCAAUCCGUUCCGAAGAGGACAACCAAAAGUUUCUGGAAUUUUACAAGAAUAAUAACAUCGGUUGGGUAUCUCGUCCUAAGCACAACCACGAAGGGUUCGUACGCAGGGGGAAAUUCAAGAAGGCAUCCAACAUGAACUUCGCCCUCAAUGUUUCAAAUCGCGUAGAGGACCAGCUCCAAGCGCUGGUCGACAACAGGUACGAGAAGGGAAAUGCAGCAAUUACUGAAAAGGAAGAGCUUGAUCUUUAUUACGAGGCGCUUGACAUUGUGCUGGCGGCCGACCCACGAGCAAAAGCUGGUGGUAACAUCCGCAUGGGAGAGAUCAUUCUUAUUGUUGACUCAGACACCAUUGUACCUGAGGAUUGCCUCAUGUAUGGAGCAGCGGAGAUGUUUCUAUCCCCUGAAGUUGCCAUCAUCCAACAUGCAACUGGUGUCAUGCAGGUACAAUAUGAUUACUUUGAGAACGGCAUCACAUACUUCACAAACCUUGUGUACACAGCCAUUCGAUUUUCCGUUGGCAGUGGUGAAGUUGCACCUUUCGUCGGUCACAAUGCUUUCUUGCGAUGGCAAGCUGUUCAGUCGGUAGGCAACCCCCCAGAAGAAAACGGCUACGUUUGCUUCUGGUCCGAAAGUCACGUCUCUGAAGAUUUCGAUAUCGCGCUCCGUCUCCAAAUUGGAGGCAACAUCGUUCGAUUGGCCAGCUACCAUGGGUGUGGAUUUAAGGAGGGAGUAUCGUUGUCCAUCUUUGAUGAACUGGACCGAUGGGAGAAAUACGCAUACGGUUGCAACGAACUCGUGUUCAAUCCAGUCCACACCUGGCUCUGGAAAUCUCCCUUUACAAAACUCUUCCGCACAUUCUUGACUUCCAACAUUCAACUCUCAUCUAAAAUCAGUAUCUGCGGCUACAUCUUCUCCUACUAUGCCCUUGGGUCUGCCGUCCCUCUUGGCGCCUUGAAUUACUUCCUUGUUGGAUGGCUCAACGGCGACCUUGACAAGUACUAUGUGCCCUCAUGGCAGAUUUUUGUUACCUUGAUCGUCGUCUUCAACUUAAUGUCGAACAUCUGCUUCGCUGUUAUGCGGUAUCGAAUCGGCGAAGCUGGACUCUUGCAAGCACUUUUCGAAAAUCUAAAGUGGAUGCCCUUCUUCAUGAUCUUCUUCGGCGGUGUCUCCUUCCACAUCCUCUUGGCUAUCUGCGCACACAUGUUCAGUAUCGACAUGAGCUGGGGCGCUACGGCCAAGGAGAAAGAUAACUCCAACUUUUUCGCCGAGGUCCCGAAGAUCUGGAAGAGGUUUAAGUGGAUGUACAUGAUGAUGUUUGCCAUGGUCGGAGGUAUGAUUUACCUCGGCAAGUUCGCUCCGCAUGGGUGGGAGAUCGAUGGCUUGACUGCCGUCCUUCCGUGGUCGGUCACCGUCAUAAUGCACUGUCUUCUGCCUAUCGCGUUGAACCCUUCCCUGACUGUCUUCAACUACUAG
Plenodomus lingam JN3 is the source of this 2715-nucleotide messenger RNA. Lineage: Eukaryota; Fungi; Ascomycota; Dothideomycetes; Pleosporales; Leptosphaeriaceae. The record is from RefSeq and is a predicted model, not a curated record.